Messenger RNA from Harmonia axyridis, 2725 nucleotides. It is a transcript of the gene hth, whose product is annotated as homeobox protein homothorax. Gene Ontology annotation, molecular function: DNA-binding transcription activator activity, RNA polymerase II-specific; RNA polymerase II cis-regulatory region sequence-specific DNA binding. Lineage: Eukaryota; Metazoa; Arthropoda; Insecta; Coleoptera; Coccinellidae. Gene Ontology annotation, biological process: brain development; positive regulation of transcription by RNA polymerase II; embryonic pattern specification. Bases 758 to 2128 code for a protein of 456 amino acids. The record is from RefSeq and is a predicted model, not a curated record. The transcript has 15 exons.
GUAAUAACUUAUAUUGGAGACACUUCUGAGUUCACUCGUCGACGGUAAUAAUCAAUAAGGCGUCAACAUUAGUCCGAUGCUCACACAUCUAAUCGAUAAUUGAGCAUGGUCUUCACGAUUGUCACAGAUUUAACAUCGUAACCGAGUUGGGUGUUCACUUCGUGUCCUAGGUAUGUUUUAUUGCCUCCAAAAAAUCAUAUGGUUGCGUUUAAUGAACCCAAGAUUCAUAUGAGGAAAAGGCAUAAACAAGGAGAGAACCACGAAGAGGCAAAGCUCAGGCGCUUUACCAAAAGGAGUUUCGUACGCCUCUCAUACCGAAAUACCCCGCUUUUCCGAGAGAGCGCGCGCGUGUUGGGGGCCGGCCGCCAUUGGUGGAUAGGCGUGGUCUGCUCAGACAGAUCAUUCAUUUCAGCCCCACUCUUUCCCCGCCGCACGGAUUGAUUGACAGUUGGCAGACGACUGCGGACCGCGCAGGAUCUCCGCACGCGCUACGGACAGGUAGGACGAAAAGGACUACACACGACAGCUUUUUCAACGAUCGCAAUAACCCUAGCACGCGGCGGCGAGGGCCUUAUACAGCGAAACACGCGGGGCAUCCGCCUAACGCAGUGUUGAGUGCAGUGACAGUGACCAGUGUAGUGCAAAACGGUGACUAAAAAGUGAUUAUACUCUGGUUUCGGAAAGGGUGCAGUACAUGGCUCAGCCACGGGUGUAAUUAAUAUUAAACUACCGACUAUAAAGACUGAACAAAAUCAUCAUGGACGUUCUCCAGAAAAAUUACGACGAUGGGAUCCAUCCAGGAUACAUGGACGGAGCUACGGCAGGAGCGCUGUACGAACCCCACGUCGCCCACAGGCCUGGAUUACAGGGUCUUCACCAUUCUCCUCAUUUGAACCAUGCGAUGCACCCGUAUCAUGCGAACCAUGUCAAUCCCGCUGCGAACCAUGUCAUGGGCGGUGCAGUACCCGACGUUGGAAAGAGAGACAAGGACGCGAUCUAUGGGCACCCUCUGUUCCCCCUUCUCGCAUUAAUUUUCGAAAAAUGUGAGUUGGCUACUUGUACACCUCGGGAACCUGGUGUAGCAGGUGGGGAUGUAUGUUCCUCAGAAUCCUUCAACGAGGACAUAGCAGUUUUUUCCAAACAAAUACGUCAGGAGAAGCCGUAUUAUAUAGCAGACCCCGAAGUAGACUCAUUAAUGGUACAAGCGAUCCAGGUGCUUCGGUUUCAUCUCUUAGAAUUGGAAAAAGUACACGAACUCUGCGACAACUUCUGCCAUCGGUACAUAAGUUGUCUAAAGGGAAAAAUGCCCAUAGAUUUAGUGAUAGACGAGCGGGAUGGUGGCAAACCCCCUGAGUUGUCAGGAUCCACAAAUGGAGACGGUGGUACCAGAAGUAACGCGGACUCGACCUCUCACACAGAUGGUGCGAGUACGCCGGAUGUCAGACCGCCAUCGUCGUCGCUAUCAUAUGGAGGCCCAGUGAACGACGACGUGAGGUCGCCUGGAACACCAGGACCUCUAUCACAACCUCCAGCCUCUCAACAGAGCUUGGACGCUUCGGACACAGAUGGCAUGGGUAAAUGGUGUCCACGGCGAGAGUGGUCAUCGCCCACGGAUGCCAGAGCAGCGAGUGACGCUGCAAGAAGAGGCGUUCUCUACUCGUCCGUCUUCCUCGGUAGUCCUGGUGAUGCCAGCAACGCGAGUAUCGGAAGCGGCGAAGGUACAGGAGAAGAAGACGACGAUUCGAACGGCAAGAAGAAUCAGAAAAAACGGGGUAUCUUUCCGAAAGUAGCAACAAAUAUAUUGAGGGCGUGGCUAUUUCAGCAUUUGACGCAUCCAUACCCUUCGGAAGAUCAGAAGAAACAGUUAGCUCAAGAUACGGGUCUUACAAUUCUACAGGUUAACAAUUGGUUUAUUAAUGCUAGGCGGAGAAUAGUUCAACCUAUGAUAGACCAAUCGAAUAGGGCAGUCUUUUCACCCCAUGCAGGUCCUAGUGGAGCAUACAGUCCGGACGGCACCAUGGGCUACAUGAUGGAUGGACAACAGAUGAUGCAUCGACCGCCUGGUGAACCCGCCUUCCAUAACCAGUACGCACACUAUCCCGCAGAGUACUAUGGACACCAUCUGUGAGAUUCCCCUUUGCGUGUAACAACGACUAUGGACAUAGAAAUAUGCAACUCUUAAAUGUGAUUAUUCUCUGUACAAAGUGUAAAUGUAGUGCCCCAGUAUUUAGUUUACGGGAAGGACUUGUAAAAAAAGUAUUAGACUUACUCGUGUGCUGACUACUGUACAUAAAUUAGAAAAUGGUGUGAAUUCGUCGUCGCGCAUCACAACGCCUGAUGGAGGGACAAAAACUCAACCGUGUAAAGUGGUCUCGUAGCUUAGGAAUCCUCGAUGUGUUACCCAACAUCCCAAUCUCAUAUCCCGGCCGCCAUCAUUUCUGAAACUCUCGUAAAAUUGUAAUAUCCGAAAAAAAAAAUUUGAUCUUCAUUCAGUUUUUCUGGAAUCAAUUCAUCCAGAUCCCCGUUUCCCCUUUAUCCAUAAACGAUCAGCCUUUCUUCCCUGCCAGUAAAUUGAUUUAAUCACUUCUCCACAAUCAUCACGUUUCUUAAAAAAAAAAAAAAAUCGCGAAAGUAACGGCACGCAUAAAUUAAUCAAAGGUUGUGCUGUUGUAAAUUACUAGUUGUUAUAUUUGUUGUGAUUUUUUUGCUAUUUGAUGAAAAGAGC